AAAAAUUAGGGGAGAUUAUAAUGCCUUGAAUCCUACAUUGGUGGUAAAUUAUGAGUGAGUAACUACAGACUUUAGCCCUUUCAAGAUCUAUGUUAGGGGUUGUGAAUCCAUGAUUUGGCAUAAUGGUUUUAUUAGGUGCUACAUGCAAAAAGAAAUUGGAAAAUUCAAGAAGAAGAAAGAAGGGACUCAAUUGAAGAAAUUAAAACCCACGCCCUGCGCCUCACGCCCUGUGCCCUACUGCACCCGUGCCCUACUGCACCCGUGCCUGCGCCCUAUUGCACCUGCGCCUGUGCCUGCGCCCUACUGCACCUGUGCCUGCGCCUACGCCUUGUUGAGCCCGCGCCCUGCUGCACUCGAGCCUGCUCUGCCAGAGGCCUGCACAAGAAAAAAAAAAAAAAAAAGAGCCUUCGGUCCUUACUUUUUCCCUGUAGAAACCAGUAGCUUGUGGAGAGGCUAAAAGGUUCAAAUUUUGGCAUUUUGGGAAUCAACGGUGGAGAAGAAAAAAGGAGGAUCGGAAGGCUAGGAAGAGGAGGGUUUUUGCCUUUGCUUUUAUGGGGUAUAAAUAGAGGGUUUUAGGUUAGAAAGGGGGGGUUUUUUCUUUGGUUUGAGCUUGGUGCUGACGGCGGUUGAAAGGGAAGCUAAUUUCUCUGUGUUUGCUUCUACUUUAGGUAAUUUCUGAACAAGGGAGCCUUCUGGGAAUGGUGGUGAAGGGGACGAUGGGAGCCUGGUCCCGUGGGUGGGAUCCCUCCCAUCAGAUUUGGAUCCAUCUUACCCAAAAAGCUCUGCCGUGGGUGUUUUUCUUAUUUUGGUGAAUGUUUCUGCAUCUUUUUGUUUAAUGUUCAAGCUUGUACAUGUUCCGUUUGAAAUUGAAUGAAAAAUCAAAAAAGAAAAUUUGUUCAGUUCA
Molecule: messenger RNA, 904 nt
Organism: Rubroshorea leprosula
Lineage: Eukaryota; Viridiplantae; Streptophyta; Magnoliopsida; Malvales; Dipterocarpaceae
Source: the annotation of a GenBank genome assembly